CUUGUCUUCUUAGCUUCUUCUACUUCAUCUCUUUUGCUAUUUCUUUUUUCCCCUAGAAAAGUUAUAUUUCAUACAUCAAAAAAAUUCCAAAAAAAUAAAAAGGUUGUAUUUUCAAACACCCCUUUAUCUUUUUUACCAAACAAAAAAAAUCAUGAAAAUUAGUAUCAAAGAAUCAACAUUAGUUAAACCAUCAAAGCCAACACCAACAAAGAGAUUAUGGAGUUCAAAUUUGGAUUUAAUUGUUGGAAGAGUCCAUUUAUUAACAGUUUAUUUUUAUCAACCAAAUGGAUCAUCAAAUUUCUUUGAUAUUAAAGUUAUGAAAGAGUCAUUAAGUAAUGUUUUAGUUUCAUUUUAUCCAAUGGCUGGAAGAUUAGCUAGAGAUGAACAUGGAAGAAUUGAAAUUAAUUGUAAUAAUGAAGGUGUUUUAUUUGUUGAAGCUGAAAGUGAUUAUUGUAUUGAUGAUUUUGGUGAUUUUACACCAAGUUUGGAAAUUAGAAAAUUAAUUCCAAUUGUUGAUACUUCUGGAGAUAUUUCAACCUUCCCACUUGUUAUAUUUCAGGUGACUCGUUUCAAGUGUGGUGGAGUCGCUCUGGGUGGUGGAGUAUUCCACACGUUAUCCGAUGGUCUCUCAUCCAUUCACUUCAUCAACACGUGGUCCGAUAUAGCUCGUGGGCUCUCGGUCGCCAUCCCACCGUUCAUCGACCGGACGCUCCUCCGUGCACGGGACCCACCAACGCCGGUUUUUGAGCACGUUGAGUACCAUCCUCCUCCAACCCUAAAUUCAUCGGUGAAAAAUCGCGAGUCCAUGGGCCCAAAGCCCAGUAAGACGACCAUGUUAAAAUUCACAAGUGAACAACUUGGGCUUCUAAAGUCUAAGUCCAAACAUGAGGGUAGCACUUAUGAAAUCCUCGCGGCCCAUAUUUGGCGCUGCACGUGCAAAGCACGUGCAUUGCCUGACGAUCAAUUGACCAAACUACACGUGGCAACUGACGGUAGGUCGAGGCUUUGUCCUCCCUUGCCACCGGGGUACUUGGGAAAUGUCGUGUUCACAGCAACGCCUAUAGCAAAAUCAUCUGAGCUUCAAUCAGAGCCGUUGGUAGACUCCGCUAAGAGAAUUCAUAGCGCGUUGGCGAAAAUGGACGACAAUUACCUACGAUCCGCACUCGACUACCUCGAGUUGCAACCUGACUUAUCGACCCUGAUCCGAGGCCCGACUUACUUUGCUAGCCCUAACCUUAAUAUUAAUAGUUGGACUAGGUUGCCAGUCCAUGACUCAGACUUUGGAUGGGGUAGGCCAAUUCAUAUGGGACCAGCAUUGAUUAUAUAUGAUGGGACAGUUUAUAUUAUACCAAGUCCAAAUAAAAAAGAUAGGAACUUACAUUUGGCUGUUUGUUUAGAUGCUGAACAUAUGCCACUAUUUGUAAAGUACUUGUAUGAAUUUUGAAACAUCCCAACGUUUAUCGGUCAAUGACGUGUUCGUUGUUCAAAAAUGGUUCUUACAUGUCAAUGUACGAGAAAUUAUCAGUUAGUGAUGUGUUCGUUGCUCAAAAAAGGUUGUUAUAUGCCAAUGUAUGAGAAAUUAUCAGCCAAUCAAUGAUGUGUUCAUUGCUCAGAAAAGCUUGUUACUUGUCAAUGUAUGAUAAAUUAUGAGUCAAUGACACGUUCGUUGCAAGAAAUGAUUGUUACAUGCCGAUGUAUGAGAAAUUAUCAGUCAGGCAAUGACAAGUUCGUUGCAACAAUAUGUUUAUCAGAAGUGCUUCGUAUGAAUUUGAAAAGUUGAAAGAAUCAAGCAUGUUACAUACAAUAGGUUUGAUUGAGAAUCCUCAUGGUGUAUUUACUUCAAAUUGUGGUGUGAUUUUACCUAAUGUUUAUUGGGGUUAGUCUUGUUUUUCUCAAAUUGUUUGUAAUGAAUUUGAUUGUGUAUUAUUUGGCAAUUUCUUUGUUAUCUACGGAGGAUUUCUCUUUAGAGGAUUUAACUUUUAUAC
This is a messenger RNA of Capsicum annuum, 1985 nucleotides long. RefSeq names its product shikimate O-hydroxycinnamoyltransferase. Lineage: Eukaryota; Viridiplantae; Streptophyta; Magnoliopsida; Solanales; Solanaceae. The record is from RefSeq and is a predicted model, not a curated record. The coding region runs from base 152 to 1444 and encodes 430 amino acids. The transcript is spliced from 2 exons. Gene Ontology annotation, molecular function: acyltransferase activity, transferring groups other than amino-acyl groups.